GGGGGGCGGCCGGUCCCGGUCCCGGUCCGGUCCGAUGCGGCGUCGGGGCGGGCAGGAUGCACCAGAAGCUGCUGCGGAGCGCUCACUACAUCGAGCUGGGGAGCUACCAGUACUGGCCGGUGCUGGUGCCCCGCGGCAUCCGCCUCUACACCUACGAGCAGAUCCCCGUCUUCCUCAAGGACAACCCCUACAUCACCGACGGCUACCGGGCCUACCUGCCCUCCCGGCUCUGCCUCAAGAGCCUCUUCAUCCUCUCCAACGAGACCGUCAACAUCUGGAGCCACCUGCUCGGCUUCCUCCUCUUCUUCACGCUGGGCAUCUACGACCUGACGGCCGUCCUGCCGGCCGCUGGCGCUUCCCGGGAGGAUUUCGUCAUCUGCUCCGUCUGCCUCUUCUGCUUCCAGGUCUGUAUGCUUUGCUCAGUAGGAUACCAUCUUUUCUGUUGUCACCGCUCAGAGAAGACCAGCCGACGAUGGAUGGCAUUAGAUUAUGCGGGAAUUUCCAUUGGUAUCCUGGGCUGCUACGUGUCAGGCGUGUUUUAUGCAUUUUAUUGCAAUAACUACUGGCGUCAGGUAUAUUUAAUCACUGUGCUGGCAAUGAUCUUGGCAGUAUUUUUUGCUCAGAUUCAUCCCAGUUACCUCACACAACAGUGGCACAGACUGCGCUCCAUCAUCUUUUGCUCAGUGUCUGGAUAUGGAAUUAUUCCUACCAUCCACUGGAUUUGGCUCAAUGGCGGCAUUGGUGCAUCUAUUGUACAGGAGUUUGCUCCGCGUGUAGUUGUCAUGUACUUCAUCGCUGCUGUAGCUUUUCUCUUCUAUAUUUCCAAAGUUCCAGAAAGAUACUUCCCAGGACAGUUGAACUACCUCGGCUCGAGUCACCAAGUGUGGCAUAUCCUGGCAGUGGUGAUGCUGUACUGGUGGCAUCAGUCCACGGUGUACAUCAUGCAAUAUCGACACAGCAAGCCCUGUCCUGAGUAUAGCGCAGACUUGUGAGCGAAGAGACACUGCGAUGAAACUUCUAACUUUUAGGGUCUGGACCUUACCUAAUGAGCUGAGCUAUGAAGUUAAACACUGAGGCAGAUCAUUUUCUGACUUCUGGACUGUUGCCCGCUUGCUGGGACAGUAUAUUAUUAUGAGUUUUCAAAAAACCAACAGCCUUGCCUGGGAUCUGAGAUGCAUUUCCUUCUCAGACAUUUCCUUUUCUGCAAUCAAGUACAAAACUGGUCUUCCUGGAGUGGGACAAUGGAAAGCUGAGCUGUAACAGUCAGCAUUCAGCUCACAGCGGUAUUGUUUUUGCUUGAUAAACGCGAACAACAAACACAAGAAAUUAACCUUGCUGAGCUGAUAGACUGAUAUACCUGGUUUUCAGGUUUUGUUCAAGUGCAUAAUUAAGAAACCGCUCCUGACAGUGUGCAUGUAAAACCAUGGUAACUGUGGGACCCCAUCUUGGAUCUAAAUCACAGCAGCACGGUGCGUCGCAUCCUUCAGAACCUUUGUCUGAAUGACGUGCUUGCGCUUCAGCAUCAGUAUGGUAACGUGUAAGAUGGAAUUCAGUGGGCUCUUGUACUGUUCUGGACAAGCUCUCUUCCUUUUUCUGACAGGUAAGGUCACAUGUCAUCCACAAUAGGUUUAUCUUCAUUUCAGAUCUUAAAACUUGUCUCUCCCAAUAUGUGUUAGUGGCAUUACUUCAAAGAAUUUCUCUACAUCUGUUCAGUAAUUCGUCAUUAGUAUUCAUCCAUAUUUCAGCAGUAGUGCUAAGCCUGUGUGUUUAAGUUUGUUACUGUCUUGCAAUCAGAGUUGCUAAGAAUUUUUUUAAGUUACACUUGUUUAACAGGAUGAAGUUAACACACCCCAAGUAGUGAACCUGCUGGGAUUCAAAAUUACUCAACUUUGGCCGUUUAACGUGUGAUGUAUUAUACUGUACUUGCAGACUUUGUAACUGAAAAUGACUUAGGCCAUAAGCUUUCUACAGUGAAAAGGCCGCCCUGGGUUUUAGAAUUUGUUGUGGAACUCUUUCUUAGAAACUCAACACUGGGGAGAGAAGGAAUUGGCAGGUUAGUAAAUAGCUGUAGCUCACUAUGAUUAAGCUCAAUGGGUGCCAUUUUUUCAAACAGGAUUGGAAUUACUUGGAUUUUUGGGUUAGAAUCAACAUUUUCAAGUGGCUUUUGUAUAGCAGCUGUGCUUGUGUUUACAGUUCAGCUGAGCAGUGGUAGCAAAUGCUGCUGCUUCACACAAUCAAGUGUCAGUCAACAUUAGCCAUUGGGAGAUUUCUCUAAUUGCCUCAAGAUGCUGUCCCAACUUAAUCCGAAGCCUUUAAAGUUUGGGAGCAGAGCUGUUGAAGGACACAAUUGCAUUGGCAGGGCUAGCAUUAGAAAGCGUGAGAUACCCUGACUGUUUCUGCUUUGACUACAGGCAGAAGUGUUCUGUUCUAGGAUUGCAAACUGUCCCAGCCGACCUUGCUACAACUCCCCUUGUUACCUGCAGCGUGGCCUUCCACAGUGUCCCAGCAUCUUCUCUCUUGUAUUUUGUGAUCAUCUGGCAACAGCCAGCUUAAUCCACUCUUGACAGGGGCCUUGUAAGAUUUCAAGCAGGUUGUCUUACACCUGAAGCCAAGGAAGUGAGAGCACAGCCUAGCAGUGGGAAGGAAAACCUCAGGCAACCAUGCUAAAAGCUGCUUAAGAACACAAGAAGCCCUCAAUGAACUGUCAGCCUUGCCAGUGCUAUGCCACGAUGCCAUUGCCUCUUGCCUCGUGGGGAAGGUCCUCCCUUCAUGGAUUCUAGCUUACUCAGAGGAGGAGAGGCUGCUUUUUUGCAGUGCCCUCCUCAGGGCAGGCAGCCUCGUGUCAGGUCCCCCCCAAAACUGCCUCCUCCCCGGGCUAAACAAGCCCAGCUCCAUCAGCCUUUCUCAUCAGGGGUGUGCCAAGAACAUGCAGAAUAUCAAUGGAAAUGUACUGUCAUGCACUUGAACACUCACUGAGGAUGGAAAAGGUGGGAUACUAACUUCUCUACUGGUAUGCUGGAGAGUAAUGCUAUGUUAAGUUCAGUGGGUUGUUUGGUUUUGGGUUUGGUUUUUUUUUUCAACACCAGUAACAAACAGUGGCAAGAACUGACUUACCAUUUAAGAUUUAAGUCCCAGACCUUUGAGCCUUUCAGUGUAAACACUGGGUUUUUUUAUUUUUAUUUUUUAAACUUGACAGCCAAGUAAGUUUCAAGUGCACUAAUUACUACUACUGAAGCCUGACAAGGAACCUGCAAGUAUAAAAGCCUGUUUCCAGUGUUAUGUGAACAACAAUAUU
Haliaeetus leucocephalus (bald eagle) is the source of this 3295-nucleotide messenger RNA. RefSeq names its product progestin and adipoQ receptor family member III (gene PAQR3). Lineage: Eukaryota; Metazoa; Chordata; Aves; Accipitriformes; Accipitridae. The record is from RefSeq and is a predicted model, not a curated record. Gene Ontology annotation, molecular function: signaling receptor activity. Gene Ontology annotation, cellular component: membrane. The coding region runs from base 57 to 992 and encodes 311 amino acids. The transcript is spliced from 7 exons.